AUGAAGGUUCUCAUCACUGGUGCUGCUGGUUUUAUUGGUCAGCUUCUGGCGAAGGAGUUGCUCGCGGACCCUGAGCAUGAGCUGGUUCUGGUCGACAUCGUCGAGCCUCCAGUUCCUGCUGGUUGCAAGUACCCCGGAAACGCUAAGACCAUUAAGACGGAUCUUACAAAGUCGGCCUCUACGAUUAUUACGCCAGACAUUGACGCGGUGUACGUGUUCCACGGCAUCAUGUCUGCCGGUGCUGAAGCCAACUUCGAGCUCGGAAUGUCGGCAAACAUCGAUGCUACCCGCGCGCUGUUCGAAGCUAUCCGUCUUAGCGGAAAGCCAACGCCGAUCCGCGUCCUCUACGCAUCUUCCCAAGCCGUUUACGGAAUGCCGACGCCAGACAUUGUUACUGAGGCUGUCGUUCCUACACCUGAGUCGUCGUACGGUGCUCAGAAGCUCAUUUGCGAGGCAUUGAUUAACGACUACACCCGUCGCGGAUUCUUCGAUGGUUUUGCGUUCCGAUUCCCCACGAUCUCGGUCCGUCCUGGUAAACCCACCGCUGCGGCAUCGUCUUUCCUUAGUGGAAUGAUCAGAGAACCGCUCAAUGGUCUUCCUUGCGAGAUCCCGAUCGAGAACCGCAAGUUCGCUCAUUGGAUCUGCUCCCCGCGCACUUUGGUCGCCAACUUGAUCUAUGCUUUGACAAUGCCUUCGGACGCUGCUCCAAAGCACAUUCGUGUUGUGAAUCUGCCUGGAAUCGGGGUCACCGUCCAGGAGAUGAUUGACGCGCUUGAAGCUAUUGGUGGAAAGGAGGCCGUUGCCUUGCUCAGCGAGAAGGAUGUGCCGGAGCUGCGUGAGAUUCUCUACUCGUGGCCGCCAAACUUUGACAACAAGCGUGCCUAUGAUAUGGGAUUCAAGCCUGAUCAACCAUUUGUUGACACAGUCAAGGAUUACUAUGAGAACUUUGUCAAAAAAUAA
Myxozyma melibiosi is the source of this 960-nucleotide messenger RNA. Its product is annotated as putative nucleoside-diphosphate-sugar epimerase. The coding region runs from base 1 to 960 and encodes 319 amino acids. The record is from RefSeq and is a predicted model, not a curated record. The transcript has a single exon. NCBI's taxonomy places the organism in Eukaryota, Fungi, Ascomycota, Lipomycetes, Lipomycetales, Lipomycetaceae.